Molecule: messenger RNA, 1884 nt
Organism: Aureobasidium subglaciale EXF-2481
Lineage: Eukaryota; Fungi; Ascomycota; Dothideomycetes; Dothideales; Saccotheciaceae
Exons: 5
Coding region: 1-1884 (627 amino acids)
Biological process (GO): DNA-templated transcription
Molecular function (GO): zinc ion binding; DNA binding
Source: RefSeq, a predicted model, not a curated record
AUGACAUCAGAUACCGAUCACAAUUUGACGUCUAGUGGCCAGAUCGGCCGUGCUUUUAGUGUGAUCACUGUCGAGCACGUAAGAUUCGCUGCGACAGAUCUACGCCUUGUGCAAAUUGUUUAUCUGCCAGGACAUCGUCUGACAAGCGAGCAAAAGAUUGAUUCGAUGGAAGAGCGCCUGAGCGGGAUUGAAUCACAACUCACGGAAACUAACAAUAUGCUUCGGGCUCUUCUUAGCAGAGGAGAAUUGGCAAGCACAGUAGAGCUGGCUACACCAACGCUUGAAGACUCGCGAGUACACUCGGAAGACAAUGAUAUCAGCCAGACUACGUCUUUUGGCGGCGAAACGUCCAUGAUCGCUCAUUCGCGAAGAGCUCGAGGUGACGUGGAGCGCUUGUUGCAGUCGAUACCGUCAACACGAGAUAGACCGGAAAUUUCUCUCGCUCUUGAUGCUCUGCGAAAAGCCACGCAAAAUCGUAGUGGAGACAGUUCCAGUCUUCUGCACGAUGUAUGCAGUAUUGAUUACCAAAAGAUCGCCCUAGACUCAUUUCCUCCCUAUGAGAUUGUUUUGGACAUGGUCAGGGACGCUCAAGCUAGCGACAGUCUUUUUUUCUUCAUCUGGUCGCCAUUCUUUACACCACCUGAAUUCCUGCAUCUUUGCAAUCAACUUUAUCAUAGUGAACACCUGCUCGCUGGCCAUCCGAACGAUAGUGAAUUGUCUGCCAAGAAGACAAGACAUGAUCCCGCCUACUGGUCCUUCGCAAGCGCAUUCCUUGCCCAUUUCGAAGCUUAUCUGCGCAGCUACAGCGUCUUGACUUCGCCAUCUACCGAGAACGUAAUGGCGAUAGUUUUCGGUGCUGCCCACGCAAUUCAGAAGGCCGACUUUGCAUCAGCUUGGCCACUAGUGUCUAUGGCUUGCAGUAUGUGUCAAGCUCUUGGCUGGCACAAAAUCUCGGAACAGAAUUUGCAACAAACGCAAGCUCAAAGGAUUCUGUUCUGGGUAGUAUACUAUUUUGACAGAUGCCUUUCGCUACGACUCAGUCGGUCUGCCGUUCUCCAAGAUAAUGACAUCACCGUCGGCUAUCCGAGCGAGCCCUCACGACCCGAAUACAGAUCUUGGUAUAUGUGGUUUCGAAUAUUGGUUGAUGUCGCCACUAUGCACGGUCAUGUUUACGAGAGACUUUACAGCCCAGGAUCAAUGAAGCACUCCUCUCGGCAAAGAUCGGAUUCCAUCCAGGAGCUGGUCACCGGCCUGGACGCAAUAUCGAAGACAAACUCCGAGAUAAUUAAGACGACCAUGUACCGGAAGCAGUAUAUGGUAUUCCUGGUCAAGUCCAAUUUAGUAGUGAUCGGCUGUCUGCGAACUCUGAUAUACCGAUCCGUGGUCCCAGCAGCAAGCGAAACACAUAUCAGUCUGGAUCCGCGAUGUGUUCUGGCCGCACGAGAUACUAUACGUUAUCAUUUGGAUGUGACCGAGAUGUUACAAGGGAAGCAAGACGGCAGUGCAACUGAUUACGCCAGUUGGACCAUCUUGAAUUGCCCCUUUACACCCUUUGUAGUUCUGUUCUGUCAUAUCAUAUCGACUUUUGACGAAGAUGAUCUCAUCCUACUCCAGAGCUUUACAAAAUCUCUCGAAGACACGGACACCAGAUCCCCGAACUCGAUGAAAGACUUCCACAACUUGUGUGAGGCGUUCUCAUCACUUGCGAGACAGUACGUGGCAGCUUGUAAGAAUGCUUCAAGCGGGUCAGCGUUAUUUGCGCAGACCACGGAUUCCGCAGGCGAUCUCAAUUUCCUGCUGCCGGAUGGAUUUGAGGAAUGGCUCUCAGGUAGUCAAAACCUUGAUCAAAUCGAUUGGACGAGCUGGGCCGCGGAAAUGACGUGA